UUCCCUGGAGGAACCUGAGACUGCCAACCCCAGACAUGCUGCUGCUGCUGCUGCUGCUGGCCCUGCUCUGCUGGAGGGAAAGGGCCGAGGGUCAGAGGGAGACCUGGAAAAAUUACAAGGGUUACAAGCUGCAAGUGCAGGAGUCAGUGACGGUGCUGGAGGGUCUGUGUGUGCGGGUGCCCUGCACUGUCUCCUACCCCCAGGAUGGCUGGACUGACUCUACUCCAGCUCAUGGCUACUGGUUCCGGGAAGGAGCCAACACAGACCAAGACGUUCCAGUGGCCACAAACAACCCAGAUCGUAAAGCACAGGAGGAGACUCAGGGUCGAUUCCACCUCCUUGGAGACUCCCGGACCUACAACUGCUCCCUGGACAUCAGAGACGCCAGGAGGAGGGACAAUGAAAGAUACUUUUUUCGGGUGGAGAGAGGAAAUAUAAAAUAUAAUUACAAAGACAACCAUCUCUCUGUGCGUGUGAUGGCCCUGACCCAGACACCUGACAUCCUCAUCUUGGGUACCCUGGAGUCCGGCCACCCCAGGAACCUGACCUGCUCUGUGCCGUGGGGCUGUGAGCGGGACACACCCCCCAUCUUCUCCUGGACAUCAGCUGCCCUCACCUCCCUGGCCUCCAGGACCCACCUCUCCUCGGUGCUCACCCUCACCACAUGGCCCCAGGACCACGGCACCAGCCUCACCUGUCAGGUGACCUUGCCUAGGGCUGGAGUACCAUCCACCUCAACGUACUCUCCACAGAACUUGACUGUAACUGUCUUCCAAGGAAACAGCACAGCACCCACAAUCCUGAAGAAUGGCUCGUCUCUUGCAGUCCUGGAGGGCCAGUCCUUGCGCCUGGUCUGUGUUGUCAACAGCAACCCUCCUGCCAGGCUGACCUGGGCCCAUGGGAGCCAGACCCUGAUCCCCUCACAGCCCUCAAACCCUGGGGUCCUGGAGCUGCCCCACGUGAAGUCAAGUCAUGAAGGCGAAUUCACCUGCCAAGCUCAGCACCCUCGGGGCUCCCUGCACGUCUCCCUGAGCCUCUCUCUGCAGAGAAAAGCGUGUCCUUUAUCAGGAGUGGCGCUGGGGGCCGUGGGGGGAGCAAGUGCUAAGAUUCUGCUCUUCCUGUCCUUCUGCAUCAUCGUCAUCAUAGUGAGGUCCCACAGGAAGAAAGCAGCAAGGCCAGCGGUGGGCAUGGAGGACACAAGCAUGGAGGGUGCAAAUGCAGUCACAAGUCCGCUUCCUCCACUCCCCCACCCCCCACUCUACUCCCUCCACCCUGGACUUUUCAUCGUCAUCAACCAGAACAAGGGUCACCUGAUGGAAUCCAAAGCAGGCAGCCUCCAAGACCACCUUCCCCCAGAUGUGGCUGCCUCCUGCUCAUGGGAGGAAGAAGAGCUCCAUUGUGCAUCCCUCAGCUGUCAUUGGAUGAAGCUUCGGCACCACUAG
This is a messenger RNA of Diceros bicornis minor, 1442 nucleotides long. RefSeq names its product sialic acid-binding Ig-like lectin 13. Lineage: Eukaryota; Metazoa; Chordata; Mammalia; Perissodactyla; Rhinocerotidae. Gene Ontology annotation, biological process: cell adhesion. The transcript is spliced from 8 exons. Gene Ontology annotation, cellular component: plasma membrane. The record is from RefSeq and is a predicted model, not a curated record. The coding region runs from base 36 to 1442 and encodes 468 amino acids. Gene Ontology annotation, molecular function: sialic acid binding.